UUCCAGCUGGAUGAUUGGGUAUUAUGCCGAAUAUACAACAAAAAAGGUACCAUCGAGAAGCGUGACGUCAGCGGUCAGAGUAUGAUGAGUGCAGUGACGUCAGAGGAUGAGAGGAAGCCCGUCAUCAUGACGUCAGUCCCGGAAUCGGAGGCGGUGGUGUACGAUGACUUGGUGUAUUUCAAUCCAUCCGAUUCCGUCCCGAGGCUUCACACGGAUUCAAGCUGCUCCGAGCAUGUAGUUUCCCCGGAGUUUGCGCCGGAGGUGGAGAGCGCUCCGAAGCUGAUGGAUUGGGAUAAAACUGCCCUUGAUUUCCCGUUUAAUUACCUGGACGCCAGUGGUCCAAAUCCGGUGGGCGGUGCGCUAAUUGGCUCACAGUUACAGAGCAAUUAUCCGAUGGAGCCUUUGACGGACAUGUACGCGUAUUUGAGCAAACCGUUUUGAAGUGGGGCACGGGUUGUGUCGCACGUGUUACAGGAGACUAUUUUGAGCCAAUGAGCGUGCACGUGCGAGUUACGUGCAGGAAAUUGGCAGUAGUGUAUUUUCUAUGUGCUAUUAUUGGGCAAGUGUCCAUAGAUUUAAAAAUUUUAAAAAUUAAAAAAAUGUGUACAUAUAUUCAGUGCGCUGUAUCUGCAUUGAUAGUUUUCUAAGCUCUAUUAAUUAAUUAGUUUGUUUUAUUGAUAAGUGUGGAUAUUUUGUUA
Molecule: messenger RNA, 698 nt
Organism: Olea europaea var. sylvestris
Lineage: Eukaryota; Viridiplantae; Streptophyta; Magnoliopsida; Lamiales; Oleaceae
Product: NAC domain-containing protein 2-like
Exons: 1
Coding region: 82-441 (119 amino acids)
Source: RefSeq, a predicted model, not a curated record